Octopus bimaculoides (California two-spot octopus) is the source of this 2192-nucleotide messenger RNA. RefSeq names its product GDP-fucose transporter 1. NCBI's taxonomy places the organism in Eukaryota, Metazoa, Mollusca, Cephalopoda, Octopoda, Octopodidae. The record is from RefSeq and is a predicted model, not a curated record.
AAAGAAUGAAAAAGAAGUCAGUGAGAAUGAGAGUAUGUAUGUAUGAAACAGAGAGAGAGAGGGUAUUGUUGAAUAAAAGGGAAGUGACUCUCCCAGUUGGAGGUGUCAUGUGACCGGCCUAUUCACCAUUAGUUGGAAUGAUGUCGUUGAGUGUAUAAUGGAACAUAGAUGCAGCUCCCUGAUGGACUUUUAUUGUCCAGCUCAUGAUUCGGGGGUCCUGACUACUGACCACACACACCUGUAAUGGUCAAUACGUCAUGAAUACCAAUCUAAACAAUUGUUACCUACAUUUAAAACAGUCUUGAGGGGAAAAAAGACAAAAAGCAAGGAAGACAAUUCAACAACAAAACACAAAAGUGAGAAAAGCCAAGAGAAAACUCCGAAAAUAAUUAAACAAAACACAAAGAAUGAUUUCAGUAACAAGAAGCAGGAUUAAAGACGGUGAAAUAUGGAGAGUGACAAGUGUUAUUUUCCUUUAUUGGAUUGUAUCUUUGUCUCUUAUCUUUGUGAACAAGCACAUUUUGAGCGGCAGCUUCGGGAACUAUGACAUGUCAAUAUUUGUAGCCUGGUAUCAGUGCUGCACGGCUUCUAUCAUGAUCUUCCUGGCUGGACUCGUGUUCAACUUCAUGAAAUGGUCUUUCCAGAUUCCUACAGUUCACCCAAGAACGCUUUUGGAACAGGAUAUUUUGAUUCUGUCCUAUACCUUCGUCGGGGGUUUAACUUUAAACAAUUUGAUGCUUAAGCACAUUAGUGUAGCAUUUUACCAAGUGGCUCGCUCAUUUACAUUAGUCUUUACUGUUAUGCUGUCAGUUUACAUACUUUGUAAACCAUUUACACGUAAAGUUCUUCUCUGUUGUUUCUUGGUGAUUGGUGGGUUCUCACUGAGUGUGAAAGAAGAAGAUGUUUCAGGUACCUUAUCAUUAUGGGGCAUCCUCUAUGGAAUUGUUGCUAGUUUUUUUGUUGCACUUUGUGGAAUCUAUCUAAAAAAGGGAGAGAAAAUAGUUAUGGGAGACACUUUAAAAUUGACUUAUUGUAAUAGCAUCAAUGGAGCCAUUAUCUUCAUUCCUUUGAUAUAUAGCUCAGGGCAGUUAUCAAUGGUGCUUAAUUCACCGACAUUUUAUGACCCAUGGUUUUGGAUAUUUCUUACCUGUUCAGGACUGUUAAGUUUAGGCAUUGGCUGGGCCAGUGCUCUUCAAAUCAAAUAUACUUCCCCAGUGACCCAUCACAUAAGUAUAAAUGCAAAGUCAGUAGUUCAGACUAUUAUGGCUGUGUUGUACUUUCAGGAACAGAAAUCUUUUCUGUGGUGGUGUGGAAACCUCCUUGUUGUUUCGGGUAUAAUGGUUUAUGCUUAUGAAAAGAUCUAUUCUAAUGAAAACGAGAAAGUCAGAUCACCUUUACCACCAAUUAGUUCAGGAAGUAGCCACAAUAACGAAGACAAAAAUGAACCAUCGACUCCUCGAAUGUUCUAUCCUUAAAAUAAAUUAAUUUGAAGUUUUAUUACCUGCUUUCUUUUACAGCUAUUUCAUCAAUGACAAUUCUUCCUUAUAUUUAAAAAACAAAAAAAAAAGACAAAAAAGACAGCAAAAAAAAUUCUGUGUCAUCUUUCCUGUUUCAUUCUUUCAUGAAAUAUGUAUUUUUUUUACUAUUUUUCUCUGUUGAAUUCACCCCCUUUUUCCCCCACCAAAUUGUAUUCCACACACGUUUUUAACGAACGGGUUUGUGUAUGUGUGUGCAUGUCCAUACAUACAUACAUACAUUCAUACAUACAUACAUACAUACAGGCACACACACACACACACACACACACGGUAGGUGAGAGCUAGAUAUGCUCAGUAUAGAAAAUAUGUAGCAUUGCUCGAAAGGAUUUAGACUGAAACUUUGAAUUCUUCAUCCUGGGCAAGGCAUGUGCCAUCAAGAAUGACUAUAAGAAAAAUCCAGAUCAAGCUGAUAUGACGGUAGUAAUGCAGACAAACAGUUAAACUUGAAAGAAAUAUAUUUACAUGGAGUACAAAAAAAAUACAGGAUAAAAGUACACAAUGUGAUUAUGAUAAUUAUGUAACUCUGGGCUUCCUGAAACAGCUGUUAAGUUAUGAAAUUGCAUAUUUUCUUAUUCUGUACUUUUAUUCUGUAUUUUCUUGUGCUCCAUGUUAAUAUAUUUAUAUCAAACCUAACUGUGCUUAUCUCCAUUAUUA